AUGUCGUCUAUCAUCGCCCCCCAGCACGACACCAAGCUGCUCAUCCUGGCCCUGGAGCGCCUCAAGGAGCAGUACGUGGCGGCGGUGCGGCUCAACCAGCAGCAGCGCGAGGAGCUGGGGCUGGUGGAGCAGGCGUAUGACAACCCGCACGAGGCGCUGCAGCGCAUCAAGCGCCACCUGCUCACCAACCGGCACUUCAAGGAGGUGGCCAUCGAGUUCAUGGACAUGUACAGCCACCUGAUCCCUGUCUACGAGAUCGAGCCGCUGGAGAAGAUCACGGACUGCUACCUGGACCAGUACCUCUGGUUCGAGGCCGACAAGAGGCACCUGUUCCCCAACUGGGUCAAGCCCGCCGACAGCGAGCCGCCGCCGCUGCUCGUCUACAAGUGGUGCCAGCGCCCCUGA
Molecule: messenger RNA, 405 nt
Organism: Monoraphidium neglectum
Lineage: Eukaryota; Viridiplantae; Chlorophyta; Chlorophyceae; Sphaeropleales; Selenastraceae
Product: Pre-mRNA-processing-splicing factor 8
Exons: 4
Coding region: 1-405 (134 amino acids)
Biological process (GO): mRNA splicing, via spliceosome; spliceosomal tri-snRNP complex assembly
Cellular component (GO): U5 snRNP; catalytic step 2 spliceosome
Molecular function (GO): pre-mRNA intronic binding; U1 snRNA binding; U6 snRNA binding
Source: RefSeq, a predicted model, not a curated record